CAGCAAAAGGGUCUUUCAAAACUCAGUUGUCCAGUGUGAGAUCUUUCAAAUGUGUGCUGGACCUUCUACUUGUAAAUGAGCUGUUAAAAUAGUUGUUUUUUAGAAGAAAUGGAUGUCCUGAUCUUGGGGUUUAUCGUACUGCAGUUUUUCACAUGUGCUACUUGUUAUCCAAAUGGUGCACCAGCUUCAGCGUGUGUGGAUAUGAUGCCAAAACAUGGAGCGGUACAACCGCAGCCUUCACCUGCUCCAUACACCAUCCUUCCCAGCAGCACCGGUUUUCAAACUGGAAAACCUAUCACAGUCAUAAUUAAAGGUCCAGACUAUCGUGGUGUGCUACUGGAGGCUCGAUCUGGCUCUGAUACCAAAGCAAUAGGAACCUGGCAGACGCCUCCAGCCAACACAAAGUUCUUAGCGUGUGCAGGAAAUCCACAGGGUGCCAUUACUCAUGCCAACACCAAUAUUAAAAACAGCAACACCAUCUAUACCUGGAUUCCACCUGCUGCAGCCACCAAUGUUUACUUUAUGGCCACAGUAGCUCAACAGCGCACCGUUUACUGGCUCAAUGUGAAGUCUGCAAAUCUAACCCAAGGCAGUGGAGGGGGAACACAGCUUAAUGUCUCUGAUAGCGCUGAAACACAGAAGGCGGUGACUUCUUUCAUACUCGCUCUUCUUUUCAUCGCCCUGCUGGCAAAUCUUCAAUAUCUAGUUGAAUAGUUCUAGUUGAAGAAGAUCCAAAGUAAAGUAUACUAGCUCAAAAACAUCUAUAAAAUAUGAAGUCAACAUUAAAUAUUGAUAUGUUUUUUGCCUGACUUAUAUUAAACUGGUCAUCUUUG
This is a messenger RNA of Paramisgurnus dabryanus, 833 nucleotides long. Its product is annotated as putative defense protein 3. Gene Ontology annotation, cellular component: membrane. The record is from RefSeq and is a predicted model, not a curated record. Lineage: Eukaryota; Metazoa; Chordata; Actinopteri; Cypriniformes; Cobitidae.